UUGUGGCGGCAGCGGCGGCGGCGGCGGCGGGAGCGCGGGCGGCGGCCGGGGGGCACGGAGCAUGCACGGCGCGGAGCAGCGUCCCAGGGACGCGCACCCCGGCCAGUGGGUGCUCAUUGCACCAGAGGCUGCUACUGACCUGCCUAAGACACCUGACAGUGAACCUUUGUUUACAAGACUACGCAAUCCAAGCACAGGAGAAGCAACCCUUUACUUAUUCAAUAGCGGUGCACAGCAGCUGUUUGAAGUAAAAUCUUUUCAGGAGGAAUAUCAUUCCUGGUUUAUAGGUCAGACUGUUCAACAAGAUGGACGUCUACUGUUUGUGACACCGAUGGAUCCCUUAUUUCUGAUACUUUAUUACCUCAUAAAGGCAGACAAAGAGAAAGGAAAGUUCCAGCCACUGGAUCAAGUUGUGCUAGACUCUGAGUAUCCUUGCUGCUCAUUGUUGUUGAAGUGUGCGGAUGUUAAACAGUCCAUACAUCAUGUAACAGAAGAAAAAGAGAUUGGCAGUCAGAAAUUUCACAAAUACAGUCAAGAGAAGACAUUAAAGUGGUUGAAGAAAAAGGUCAAUCAAACAGUGAAAGCACUUAAAAGCAGCAAUGUAAUUGUAGGUGAAAGGGUACAGUCAGCUACAUUUAUCAGCGGUAAACAAAUCACAGAUGCUGAAGAAGACUAUAUACGGUAUGCCCACGGGUUAAUAUCAGAAUAUAUUCCUGAAGAUCUGAGUAAGGAGUUGUCAAAAUAUUUGGAGCUCUCAGAACUCACAAGCCCAGCACCGGAGCCAGAGAUGAAGAUGCCUGUGGAAAGACGUUCAAAGAAGAAGUGAAAGGAGCAUAAGGAGACUUGCUAAUAUUGUUUUAACUCGCCAUAAUCUCAAAGCAGCCUUUAAAGGCUUUUUUUACGCACUUUCUGAAAAUAAAUGCUUAAAGUUAGACAUGUCCUGUUCCAAGAAAAAGCAAAUCUCAGCAGAUUAGCAUUUUUAAAUAUGCACUGUGUUAAACAUACACUGCUUCAAAUUUUAUAGCUCAUACACUAUUGGUCUAUCGGGCCCUUCCAGGAAAGCACUUACGAGCAUGCCUAAUGUUAAGCACAUGAGCAGUGAUCUUAAAGUCAGCAGUGUUGUUCAUGUGGGUAAGUGCUUUGCUGGAUCAGCGCCUAAAGUCCUGUUAGGUGCUGAGCAUCCUGAUCUAUAUCCAGCAAAGCACUUACGUCCAUGCUUAUCUUGAAGUGGAAGAGCCGGUCUAACUAAUAUUUGUGCAUUAGUGUUCUCCAUAAAAUCUCUCUUGGCACAAUGACUCACAUGCUUAAAGUUAAGCACCUGCCUAAAUAUUUUGCAAGGUCAGACUAACAGCAUCUUCAAGUCUUAAAUAAUUACUUGAUUUUGUAUUAUUUUUAUUUGUUGUAUUUUAGGAGGGUAUAUGAUUUUGGUGGCCAUAAUUUCAAGUUUUGGAAGCUACAUAAUAAAAUACGUUUUAUGCAAUUUUCCAAUUUUUUUUUCCAAAAUUAGCCAAAUUCAGCAAAAUGCCCUUUUAGACUAAAAAGUCCAAAUAUUCAGUCUUAGAAUAAUCAAAAAAAAUAUUUCUAAGAUAUUUCAGUUUUUCUGACCACUAUUUCACUGAAUUUUACCUGAAUAGUUUUGGCCAACCCUGACUUGUUAUCCAGAAAAUGUCACCUAGCUCUGACUCUGUGAGCUGUCUGAUUCUUGAAGUGCUAAGUCUUAAGCUAGGAUAUGUGUUGAGAAGGGAAACUGUAUAAAAAUAACAAAAAGGAUGGAGAAGUUUUUAUUUUACUUUAUUUUUAAGAGAUUGGUACCUAAACAUGCAUAGAAUAUUUGUACAUUUUGUGUUGAGAAUCAGAAGGUUUCAUUUUUAUUUUUGAGAACAACUAAUAGUGUGUUUCUUUCGGUUCUUGUUGUCCUAUGAAUCUUGCAAGUAAAAAAAAAAAAAGAGACUUAAUUAUACUAUUUUAUUUUUUUCUCAUAAGUGAGACACUUUCAAAGGAGUGUACUUCAACCAAAAUGUCAGUGUGAAACUACAGAAAGCUAACAGGAAAUAAUAAUGCUUAUGAGAUGCUUAACUGCUCUGUCAGAUGCAUAAUCUUGAUAUUUUUAACUUAAAUACCUGGUUACCAUUCAUAUCUAAAUCUUUGUUAAAUGACUAUUUUUUUAAAGUAAUAUUAGAUAGGAUUUUAGGUGUGUAUUUCUGUAAACUUUAACUAUGACCCUACAUUCACAGACGUGUACAGCAGAUGGCCAAAAUGUUAAUGUAAAACUUAAUUAUAUUUGAAGCAUUCCAGAUAAAAUGUAUUUUGCUUCCACUCUAGCAAAUCCUGCCUAACUUCAUUAAAGUCACGUGAGAGUUCAGAAUAUAAUUUAUUAGGAUAUUUCUGAAAACUAAAUUCCAAGAGGUAGGGGCAAUAGCUUAUUCAGAUUUCUUUUCAGUUUCUGAUCAACUUCAGUUUGGAAUAUGAAAGAACUGAGCUGUUGACCAUAUAGGAAUCAUGUAUGAAAAUAAGUGUAAUGCUUACUGAAUGCUGAAUGCUUACUUAGAAAAUCUACCCUGAAUUUUCUCUGUUACCUUUACACUUGUCCGGUUAAGCGAUGUGCACUAUCCCUUUUCAAUGAAAAAAAUACUUAUUUUUAUAUAGGUUUCUAAGCACUACUACAGGAAUAUUAAAUAGAUGCGAGUUGAAAUUUCUCUUU
Rhea pennata is the source of this 2701-nucleotide messenger RNA. It is a transcript of the gene RNASEH2B, whose product is annotated as ribonuclease H2 subunit B. The transcript is spliced from 10 exons. The coding region runs from base 62 to 826 and encodes 254 amino acids. The record is from RefSeq and is a predicted model, not a curated record. Lineage: Eukaryota; Metazoa; Chordata; Aves; Rheiformes; Rheidae. Gene Ontology annotation, cellular component: nucleoplasm; ribonuclease H2 complex. Gene Ontology annotation, biological process: RNA catabolic process.